Molecule: messenger RNA, 1778 nt
Organism: Limulus polyphemus (Atlantic horseshoe crab)
Lineage: Eukaryota; Metazoa; Arthropoda; Merostomata; Xiphosura; Limulidae
Exons: 3
Coding region: 150-1604 (484 amino acids)
Biological process (GO): innate immune response; central nervous system formation; regulation of Toll signaling pathway
Cellular component (GO): extracellular region
Molecular function (GO): growth factor activity; Toll binding
Source: RefSeq, a predicted model, not a curated record
AUGAUUCUGUACAUAAGCAUGUUUCUAAUUCUCCUUAUAUUCCCCUGACACCCUUCCAGUCCAGAACUGAUAGGCAUCCACAACAAAAUUACGAUUAUAGUACUCUUUCAGAAAGUUCAAGUCUGAAAUCAAAGAAACCUAAUGUAAAUAUGCCACAGGAUGAGUACAAUGAAAAUAAACCAAAUUACCCAUAUGAGAAUCAAUUCGAUAUCUCACCACCUACAGCUCGUGAAAUCACUGGCAGUUAUCACAGUUCGCAACCUGUGGCAAAUCAUCUUAAAAAGGAAGAUGCCUAUCACCCAAGCAGUUUGCAUUCUGAGGAGAUACCAUCUUUGAAACAAAGUUUGUCCACUCCAUUAGAAUACACUAGAGCUAAUAACGUAGAUCACACUGAGAAUUUAAAUUCUCAAGAACAGUUUUUAUCUAAACAUAACCAAAACCGCAAUCCCCCACUCACAAGUGUUUAUCCUUCUCAUAGAACACUAUCUGAACGUGAUCAAAAUCAGCAGGUGAAACUAAAAAAUAACAGAUCAAAUGAUGAACAUAAUAGAGCAGCAGACCAUGAUAAUCGCCCAUCUCUUGCUAUUAAUAAAGAGAUUAUCGAACCAAUUCAAACAGAGAAUGGGGAUUAUUCGUAUCAAGAUUAUGAAGAAAACAGUAAAGAUCAUCCCCAUCUGUCUGCCAGUUCUGGACCACAGUAUAUACUUCAACCACAACCUGCAGCAUUGAUUGCUAGCCCAGCAUUUGCACAAGAUCCAGUAAGUCCUCUGAAAUCCAGUUAUACACCUCAUUCUAACAUUCCAAAGAAAACGAAAUCUGUUCCAGACGUGGUGACUGUUCCUAUUUCACCAGUAAACAACAAAACUGUUUUGUCUACAUCGGAUGAUCAUUCGAAUGCUAAUAAUGGUCAGAAAAGUUUUCAAACGCCACACCCUGUUUCUAAUGUAGCCAACAAACAAACAUAUGUGGAUUGGACAGCAAAAAUGGAUACAUAUAAAUACGACAUGGAAACAUGGCCAGAAUGUGCCAAAACCAGUAGUAUGUACUGUUUGGACGACUCUGAAUAUCCAAGUGAAGUAAUCAGGUACGCUAUUGAUAAAGAGAGGCAUGUAUUGAAUCGGCUGUUGGCUGAGAUCAAACAUCAGUCGACUCCUCCGUUUCUUGAUGGACUAACCGAAAAAGAUGAAAAAUACAUCUACGAGCAUCAUCACUAUGCACCACCAAAUGGAACUGAUUAUUUAACCUCACUUACCAACAACCAGUAUAAGGAAGACGGUUAUAAAAACAGGGGCUACAUUUGUCCAUCAGAGAUUGAUUAUGCACGCCCUCUUCGUGCUUUGAACGCUUUCGGCCAGUGGAAACUCAUUCUCAACCUUGACACUCCUUACAAGGAUAAAACAUUCACUCAAACAGUGCUAUUAGAGAAGUGUAUGUCCCCUGGAGCCCCAUGUAGUUUUUUGGACGAUUCGUACUCUUCUCGGUGUCUCCAGAAGUAUAAUUAUCAGCGUCUCUUGGCGUGGACUUACGAAAAUGGAUUCCACAUAGAUUCUUUCCGUCUGCCAGUAUCUUGUUCGUGCCAUGUGUCGUCAACUGCCACUCGCUGAAUAACCCAGAACAAUGAUUUGGAAAGUAAGCGCAUGAACAAUCGAACAUUAAAUAGCUAACUACUUAGUGAGAACACGUGAAUAAUGGUAUUCUAAAUAUGACGGUGUAAGUAAGUGUAUAUUUCAAAUAACUGUUAAAACCCUCUUUAGUGAUCUUAGACACUAACAUUUACA